AUGCCUAUUCCAAAUGACACUGUAUUUAUGCCUUCUAUAUUAACAUUUGUAGGAAUACCUGGUCUAGAACCAGUGCAGUGUUGGAUUGGGAUUCCAUUCUGUGCUAUGUAUAUUAUUGCUUUGAUUGGAAAUACUCUACUUGUGAUCAUCAUCAAAUCUGAACGCACCCUCCACGAGCCCAUGUACAUCUUCUUGGCCAUGCUAGGUGCCACAGACAUUGCACUGAGCACCAGCUUUGUACCCAAGAUGCUUGGAAUUUUUUGGUUUCAUUUGCCAGAUAUCUAUUUUGAUGCAUGUCUCCUUCAGAUGUGGCUCAUCCACACAUUUCAGGGCAUUGAAUCAGGUGUCUUGCUGGCCAUGGCUCUGGACCGCUAUGUGGCUAUCUGUCAUCCCCUUAGACAUGCUACCAUAUUCACUCCUCAAGUAGUGACUCAUAUUGGAAUUGGGAUGACAUUGCGGCCUGCCAUCCUCGUAAUCCCGUGCCUUCUGCUCAUAAAGUUUCGCCUGAAGCUAUACCGAACCAAAAUAAUAUCCCAUAGUUACUGUGAACAUAUGGCUGUUGUGAAGCUUGCCACUGAAGAUAUUUUUAUCAAUAAGUUCUAUGGUCUCUUUGGUGCUUUCAUUGUUGGUGGGUUUGACUUCCUUUCAAUCACCCUUUCCUAUAUCCAGAUACUUAUCACGGUUGCUCACCUGCCCCAAAAAAAGGCUCGUCUUAAGGCAUUCAAUACAUGUGUUCCCCACAUGUGUGUCUUCUUCCAAUUCUAUCUCCUUGCUUUCUUCUCUUUUUUCACUCACAGAUCUGGAGCUCAUAUCCCAUCACACAUACAUAUUACUUUGUCCGUCCUUUAUCUACUAGUUCCACCUUUCUUCAACCCUUUUGUCUAUGGGGUGAAGACCAAGCAGAUUAGAGAGCAGGUAACAAAAAUGUUCUCUUUCAAAGACCAGGUUUGA
Molecule: messenger RNA, 951 nt
Organism: Echinops telfairi (small Madagascar hedgehog)
Lineage: Eukaryota; Metazoa; Chordata; Mammalia; Afrosoricida; Tenrecidae
Product: olfactory receptor 52A5-like
Exons: 1
Coding region: 1-951 (316 amino acids)
Biological process (GO): G protein-coupled receptor signaling pathway
Cellular component (GO): membrane
Molecular function (GO): olfactory receptor activity; G protein-coupled receptor activity
Source: RefSeq, a predicted model, not a curated record